AUGGCAAUGAUGAUGGUAACGGAUCGACUGGUUUCUUGCAGCCAUCAUCCGAGGUCUCGGAACCUCAGCGCUCUGUGUUUACACCUAAUCAUGGAGGCCCCGACGACCAUCCAAGUGGAAGUCUAUGCCGGCCGCAAGAAAACAUCCCUUCUGCGCUCUCUGAAACUACCUAUCACGCUCACCUUUCCGCCUUCUCCGCCACCCACCGUUCGGGAUGUAAAAGCCUCCAUUGCUAAAGCGUUCCCCAAGCUUUACGUCGAUAGACAGAAGGUCUCCCUCCCUGAAGUACCCAAGGCACUCUCCGACGAGUCUGUCAUCAUUUUUGGACCUGCGGGGAAAGCCGAGUUGGUUUUGGGUGACUUGGGGCCACAGAUUGCCUGGAAGACGGUCUUUGUGGUUGAAUACGUCCGUGUUUCCGUUAUCAUCCAAUGUGUCCACCCGUCUCAUCGAACGAAGCUGGGACCACUCAUCAUCCAUCCCCUUUUCUACCACCUUCCACAACUCAUAUAUAGAACCGAUGUGCAGCAUAGCGCGUUGCAGAAGUCCGUCUAUGCCAUGUGUAUCUUACACUUCGUGAAGCGGGAACUAGAGACUCUGUUCCUGCUCCCAGUGUUCACAGAUUCUCGCAUGCGACCAUGCCCGCCAGAAACAUCUUCAAAAAGCGCUUCUGCUCACUACUGGCUGCUUUCGGGUGUCUUCAUUGCUUAUGAUAUCUACCGUCCUCGCUUCUCGGCACCUCUAGUUGCGGGUACUUGGCGCGAUGGACCAAUCCUCACACUUGGGUGGGCUUUGUGGGCGUUCGCUGAAUUGUCGAACUUCAAAACGCACAUGAUAACCCGUGCAUUACGACCGGCAGGCACCACCACUCGCGCAGUCCCGAUGGGAUACGGGUUCUCCGCGCCGUUCAAUUUGGCAGCUCCUAAUUACUUCUUCGAGAUCCUGGCAUGGACUGCGGUGUUAGGCAUGACGGGCAGUAUCGGAGCGGGCAUCUUCUGGGUCUUUAGUGCAGGGCAAAUGGUACAAUGGGCUCUGAAGAAACACCGCAACUACAAGAAAGAGUUUGGGGACAAGUAUCCUCGCAACCGCAGAGCCAUGAUUCCAUUCAUACUGUAAGAUAGAUAGGAUGAGGAACAAUCAAUUGUGCUCUACCGUCUUCACGUUGUCUGAGGAUUUGCGUGCGACACCCAUCUCCCGAGCCACAAUCUUGUCACCCAUGCUCUGUAUGCGGCUCUUGGAUGUUUUAGCGUCGGAGUUGUUCAAGCCAUGCUCGACCUGGGCCAGCAUUUUCUUGCCCACACCCAUCGGUAACCGUUCCCACUUGACACA
This is a messenger RNA of Mycena citricolor, 1326 nucleotides long. The record is from the annotation of a GenBank genome assembly. Lineage: Eukaryota; Fungi; Basidiomycota; Agaricomycetes; Agaricales; Mycenaceae.